UGUUGUGUUCCAGGACGACCCGUGUGAACCAUUUCGUAUCCCAGUUAUUUACACUCACUGUUUUCGUUGUUUUGCCCUGUACCCCUUGUCCUACUUAAACAUAGAAACACAUUUUUGUUGGCGCUAUGAGUUCUUCUGAUGUGGCUCGGCAACCGGAUCCGUCCCGGUCCCUCUCCCUGUCUGGCCAUGUAGGUUUUGACAGCCUUCCGGACCAACUGGUUAAUAAGUCUACUUGCCAGGGAUUCUGCUUUAACAUCCUCUGCAUUGGUGAGACUGGAAUUGGCAAGUCUACCUUAAUGGACACUCUGUUCAACACAAACUUUGAGAACUUUGAGGCCUCCCACUUUGAGCCGCAGGUGAAGCUGCGGGCUCAGACCUACGACCUGCAGGAGAGCAACGUGCGCCUGCGCCUCACUGUGGUCAACACGGUGGGCUUCGGGGACCAGAUGAAUAAACAGGAGAGUUACCAGCCGGUGGUGGACUACAUUGAUCGUCAGUUUGAGAGCUACCUGCAGGAGGAGCUGAAGAUCAAGCGCUCCCUCCACAGCUACCACGACUCGCGCGUCCACGCCUGCCUCUACUUCAUCUCUCCAACAGGCCACUCUCUCAAGUCCCUUGACCUGGUCACCAUGAAGAAGCUGGACAGUAAGGUCAACAUCAUCCCCGUCAUCGCCAAGGCGGACACCAUCAGCAAGAGUGAGCUGCACAAGUUCAAGAUCAAGAUCAUGAGCGAGCUGGUCAGCAACGGGGUCCAGAUCUACCAGUUCCCGCUGGACGACGAGACCGUGGCUCAGGUCAACACUGCCAUGAACGGUCUUCUGCCAUUCGCCGUAGUGGGCAGCACAGAGGAGGUGUCUGUGGGCAACAAAAUGGUGAAGGCUCGCCAGUACCCCUGGGGCGUGGUCCAAGUGGAGAACGAGACCCACUGUGACUUUGUGAAGCUGCGGGAGAUGCUGAUCUGCGUCAACAUGGAGGACCUGCGGGAGCAGACGCACACGGCCCACUACGAGCUGUACCGCCGCUGCAAGCUGGAGGAGAUGGGCUUCAAGGACACGGACCCCGAGAGCAAGCCCGUCAGUCUGCAGGAGACCUAUGAGGCCAAGCGACAGGAGUUCCUGCUGGAGCUGCAGAAGCGGGAGGAGGAGAUGAGACAGAUGUUUGUCCAGAGAGUCAAGGAGAAGGAGUCAGAACUGAAGGACUCUGAGAGAGAGCUGCAGAACCGCUUCGAGCAGCUGAAGCGUCUCCACGCCGACGAGAAGGCGGCACUGGAGGAGAAGAGGAGGCUCCUGGAGGACGACCAGAGCUCCUUCGGGAAGAGGCGCGCCGCCGCCCAGCUCCUGGCCGCCCAGAACCUCACCUCCAACGGCAAGAAGGACAAGGACCGCAAGAAGUAAGGCUCGGGGUUCAUGUGAGGAUCUCCACCAUGACGGUACUCUGUACACAACCACGCAGUCCCGCAAGAGCAUCUCCUCUGCCCUCAUUGGCCAGUUUGUAACACUAGUCGGGAACCAAAGGAUGACCACCAGUGUAUGUGUGUGAGUGGGACACGUGCCAAAGUUAAUUCUGUGUUUGCUUUAAGGUGUGUGAUACGCCAAUAAUCCCGAUUUUCCAUAUUCUUAUUUUGGUGGGAUUGAAACUCACUUUAAGUAAUGUAUUUUUAUAUUUAUCCUUUUGUAUUUACAAGAAUGCUUUUUCUUUGUGUACACCUGCGUUUUUGUGAUUUAUGUAUAUUGUACUUUUUACCGAACCGAGUUCAGUCCUCAAAAAUGGUUCCGACUGAGCACCAGUUUUUACACUAAGCCUGAGAAAAUGCAGGCUCUUAUGAAGUAGAGGUUGUCCCUCCUUGACAAGUUUACCUCCACUUAUGUCAUAGUAUGAGCAAUCCAAUUAAAAUUUAAAUAUUAAUGCCUGAACCAAAAUAGGGCCAUGUUUGUUUUAAAUUGAAGCUUGAGACUUCAUAAUAUACAGCCAAGAAAAAGCGUCAUAUCCUCCACUUCCAGUGUGACUAUUGCUAGUUACUGAAAUAUUCUAAUUGAGUUUAAGAAGGGAAACUGGGUUCAUGCCGCAUGGAAUUCUACCAUAGUUAUUUCUAGCAUUUCUAAUCCAAUUACAGAUGGGCUCUUCCCCUUGAAGUCUGUACUGCUCAGGAUUGUAAUACAUUUUAUAUAUAAUAACUAUUUUAUAUAUCUAUAGAGUUUACCUGCCCAUUAACUGUCUCUCUUGUUUCAAGAGAUGGAUGAUAUGAAAAGGAAAGAAAAUAUCUGGUUUUAUUGAAAAACGAUGGAUGAAAAUAAGCACUAUAUUAGCUUUCCGUCCUCAUCUUCUUGUACUUGUGAAAUUAUUAAAUUGAAAAAUUAUUCAGUUCACCUAAAGCAACAGCAGUUUGCGUCAAGACCUUCCUUGUUUAAAGCAGCAUUGUGUUCUGUGUGUGCAGCAGUUUGUGUAAGCCUCACACCACUGUGUCAGAUUUAAGUAAAGGGUGAGUUGAACUAACAUUUACUUGGAGCCAGAAGGUCCAUUGUGGGUUACCAUCCUCUAACACAGCCCGCACCAGGGAUUGACAAGGCCCAAAACCCUUCCAACUAUUUCUCUAGCCCACUUUUUUUUUACCAGGCUUCAUCUAAAGAACAGUGUUAUUGCGAAGUAAUGUUUUUCUAAUGUCUGAAUAAAUCUUUGUAUUUUUGUCACAA
Molecule: messenger RNA, 2690 nt
Organism: Gadus morhua (Atlantic cod)
Lineage: Eukaryota; Metazoa; Chordata; Actinopteri; Gadiformes; Gadidae
Gene: septin10
Product: septin 10
Exons: 10
Coding region: 126-1394 (422 amino acids)
Molecular function (GO): GTP binding
Source: RefSeq, a predicted model, not a curated record